Molecule: messenger RNA, 3282 nt
Organism: Doryrhamphus excisus (bluestripe pipefish)
Lineage: Eukaryota; Metazoa; Chordata; Actinopteri; Syngnathiformes; Syngnathidae
Source: RefSeq, a predicted model, not a curated record
ACAGCAUUAACACGCACACGCACGCACACAGGCUCUCAUCGCGCGCUCCCCCGAUUGGCCAACGACAACCUCGUCGACCGGCCCCUGCGAUCACAAGCCCCGCCCCUCACUCGCUGCGCCCGCGCCGAUUGGGGCGGGCUCCCUGUCACUCACGCCGGGGCUCCUUGUGCGCGCUCGGCGUGCUGUGCUGCGGGCUGAGGGGCGACGAGGCGCGCUGCAUACCAACACACGCACACACUCGCACACACUCGCACACACGCACCCACACACGCACACACACACACGCGGACGAAGCGGGACCCGCAAAAAUCCGUCCAUGUCAAGUUUGGAUGCUUGUUGUUGGUGCAAGAACCUUCAGCCUGACCGGACCGACCAGACUCGGACUGUGGAAUAUUGCUUUUUAUCUUGGCUGGCCAUUGGCGGCCGACGCAAACACCGCGUGGACUCUCUCUGCGGCGGGGAAGGCGACAAGUGGACCAGGCUGAUGUUCGGCUCCGGGCGCGUGUAGGAGAACAAUCGUCGGGCGCUACGGGAAUAUCUCCAAGAAGAAUCGGACAAGUCCAUCGUCAUCGUCAUCAUCAUCAUCAUCAUGGGCUGCCCCCUCCCGUGGACCCCCCUGGCCGGCUUGGUGCUGCUUGUGUUGUGUGAAGGCUCCAGCGUCCACGCAGCAGAGUUUGGCCCCCUGCCGGACAACAUCACCGUUUUAGAAGGAGAGAGCGUCACUCUGAGGUGUCGCAUUGACGAGGAGGUGACCCACAAGGCGUGGCUGAACCGCUCCAACAUCCUGUUCACGGGCACGGACAAGUGGUCGCUGGACAAGCGGGUGACGCUGGUGAACAGCAACAGCAGCGACUUCUCCAUCCACAUCGAGAAGGUGCAAGUGAGCGACGAGGGGCCGUACACGUGCACGUUCCAGGCCAACAACAAGCCCCGCAUCGGCCACGUCUACCUCAUUGUGCAAGUGCCGGCCAGGAUCAUCAACAUCUCCACGGACGUGUCGGUGAACGAGGGCGACAACGUGAGCCUCUUCUGUCUGGCCGUGGGCCGGCCCGAGCCCACCGUCACCUGGAAAGACCAGAAAUACGGUCUGGUGAGCGAGGGCGAGUUCCUGGACAUCACGCAGAUCAAGAGGCAGCAGGCCGAGGACUACGAGUGCAUCACCCACAACGGCGUCGCCCCGCCCGACCAGCGCAAGGUCAAGGUCACAGUCAACUACCCCCCCAUGAUCACCGACAUGAAGAACCUGCCGGCCCAUUUGGGAAAGACGGCCAUCUUGCGCUGCGAGGCCAUGGCGGUCCCGCCCGCCUCCUUCGAGUGGUACCAAGACGACCACAGGCCCGUGGAGAGCAACAACAUCCUGAAGAUCAAGAACGAGAAGACGCGCUCGCUGCUGUUGUUCUCCAACGUGACGGAGAAGCACUUUGGCAACUACACCUGCUUCGCCAGCAACCGUCUGGGGGCCUCCAACGCCAGCAUGCUGCUCUUCCGAAGUGGUCAGGAUCCACGAGUAAAGACAUCACAUUUCCCCCAAGACAAGAAUGAAGAGGAAAGACGCCCUGAUGCCCCUGCAGAGGAAAGACGCCCUGAUGCCCCUGCAGAGGAAAGACGCCCUGAUGCCCCUGCAGAGGAAAGACGCCCUGAUGCCCCUGCAGAGGAAAGACGCCCUGAUGCCCCUGCAGAGCAAAGACGCCCUGAUGCCCCUGCAGAGGAAAGACGCCCUGAUGCCCCUGCAGAGGAAAGACGCCCUGAUGCCCCAGCGAACAAACGAAAAGAGAAACACCAUAAAAGUGGUUCAAGCAAGGCUGAUUGGUCCAGGACUCCAGCAUCAGGACUCCAGCCUCGAGUGUAUAAAAGACCGGGCAGGGAAAGGAAGGGUGCUUUUUUUGCAGCUGCGCUGUAAUAAGACCCGCUUACUUGUAGGCAUACAGGGACUGCAGAUAAGCCCGGGCGUCUGUAUUAGGUAUUGUCAGGAAUAAACAAUCUGGUUCUCAUUCUAUGAUCUGGUUCUUUAAGAUUCCCUUAUCCUCUAUUCCAAACCCACUUAGAGUCCUCAGGGGGAGGAUACAAAGUCAAGAAGUGUGUCCUUACCCCGCCUCCUCAGCAGGAGACACGCCAGCAAGACCAGGAGCAACACCAGGAUGAGGAGCAGCAGGAAACUGCCAAUCACGAUCCCGACCACUUCGCCUACGUCCAGGCACGUGUCUGCAAGGGAAAGAAGAGCAUGUGGUCUUGGGCUGAUCCAGCUGGGAAACCAUCACCUUGAACCUCCCGGCUUGGCAGAGGGACCAGGCAAGGGUAAGAGAAAAGACGAGACAAGGACUUCACACAAAGAAAACGUGGAAAGGAGGAGGAAGUGCGUGUGCGUGCGUGUGUGUGUGUGUGUGCGCGUGCGUGUGUGUCAGAGAGAGAAAGUCAAAUGACCACAUUCCCGCCAGAUCAAUCUCCCAGGAUGCAUUGUGUCCCUCUGCUGUCAUGAAGACGGAUUCAGGCCCACAUUCCAAACAAUCCGCCAUCUUUAUCCUCAGAGGUCACGCGUGCUCGUAACUCACUUUCCACCGACACGUCUGUCGCCUGCUCCGACGUGCCGCCCGUGACCUCGUUCCUGGCCGUGCAGGUGAAACGCCCGCCGUCGUCUGUGGAGGACGUCUGGACGUCGAGCACGCCGCUGUCGGGCUGCGCCGGCACCACCGCCUCGCCGUCACGCUGCCACGUGUAGGGGGCGGGCGCUGAUCACAAAAGACCGUCAGCACGACGGGAUUGGAUGGAAGCGAAUGCAAAUAGUGGAGGAGUGUGCUGCAUAGGAGAUGAAGGUGAUGAGCCAGAAACCUCUCCUCCAUGGUCGCGGGUCAGCGCCGGCAUUGAAGCUCCCACACAUCAUCAUCAUCAUCACCAUCAUCACCAUCAUCAUCAUCACCAUCAUCAUCAUCACCAUCAUCCCUGUGCUUACCGAAAACCCUCAGGAGAACCGAUCGGGAGUUUUCCGUCAGCCCCGUGGAGGCCACGGGGACCACGUCCACGGCGUAGUCCCCCGCGUCCGCCAGCUGGGCGCCCCCGAUCCGGAGCUGCGUGGCCGUGAUGGUGACCCGGCCGCUGAACUGCGGCACCGCGUUGAUGGUGGACGUCCCGCCGACCCACAGACCCAAGAUGACGCCCUCGUAGCGCCAGGUCACAGACAGCACAUCGGGAAUGGUUAGCACCGUGAACUGGAUCUCUGUGCCGGUCAGGACCAGAACGGGGUCAGUCUGGAACUGGAUCUGGACCUGGUCCUGGGCUUGCACGAGG